GUUAAGUGUCCGACUUCGGCUCAGGUCAUGAUCUCACGGCUCGUGAGUUCGAGCCCCACGUCGGGCUCUGUGCUGACAGCUCAGAGCCUGGAGCCUACUUCGGAUUCUGUGUCUCCCUGUGUCUCUCUACCCCUCCUCUGCUCAUGCUCUGUCUCAAAAAUAAAUAAACAUUAAAAAAAUUUUUUUUUAAAAGAGUGAGAAAGGCCAGUGAUAAGUUUAUAAACUCAUGAAAUAACAAAUAACAAAAAGUUGCCGUAUUGUGGCUGAAACCGUGCCUGAUGAGUUUCCUCUGGUUUCCUGGACUAUUCCAUCCAUGAUUUUGUGGUUAGCCCAGAUGAGUUGACAAGACAUCUGUAUUCAAGGCAACGGUCUUCUCGCUGGGUCGUGAUGAUUAUGGCAUCAUACUUGGAAGGGAGCAGUGGCUGCCUCUGGUCAGUUAGGUAAUGGCUGUAACUGGGCAAAAGAAACAAAAAAGUGCAGUUUCAAUGAUGAGCCCAGGGGGAGUGCAGUAUAAACGUGUUCUGAUGGGAAAUGAGGUAAGUGGAGCAAAGGUGGAAAGCUUUUGUUUGUGUGCACCCUUUGGAACCAAAGGGCUUUGGCCCGUCUUCACAGAUCUUAAGUCAUAAAUAGCAGAGGUCAAAGAAUAGUCUUUAAAGCUACACAAUAAAGAAAGGACCUCUCUCCACUGGGUCUUUUCAGCGCGUCGCUACCAAUGCGGUGUCUGGAGCCGUGCAAGGACACCUGGGACCUACAGAAGGAGCAGUGCCACAGCCUCUGCGAGCCUCUGUUCCCCAAGAAGAACUACGAAUGCCUGACGAGCUGUGAGUUCCUCAAGUACAUCCUAGCGGUGAAGCAGGGGGACUGCCCGGCCCCCGAGAAAGCAAGCGGAUUUGCCGCCGCCUGUGUGGAAAGUUGUGAAGCUGACAACGAGUGCUCUGGGGUUAAGAAAUGUUGUUCCAAUGGGUGCGGACACACCUGCCAGGUGCCCAAGACGCUGUACAAAGGUGUCCCCCUGAAGCCCAGGAAAGAGUUAAGAUUCACAGAACUGCAGUCUGGACAGCUGGAGAUUAAGUGGUCCUCGAAAUUCAAUAUUUCCAUUGAGCCUGUGAUCUACGUGGUGCAAAGAAGGUGGAAUUAUGGAAUCCAUCCUAGUGAAGACGAUGCCACACACUGGCAGACGGUAGCCCAGACCACAGAUGAGCGGGUCCAGCUGACUGACAUACGACCCAGCAGGUGGUACCAGUUCCGAGUGGCAGGUGUCAACGUGCAUGGGACCCGAGGCUUCACCGCCCCCAGCAAACACUUCCGCUCUUCCAAAGAUCCCUCUGCACCCCCAGCGCCUGCCAAUCUCCGGCUUGCCAACUCCACCGUAAACAGCGACGGCACCGUGACCGUGGCCAUCGUCUGGGAUCUCCCCGAGGAACCAGACAUCCCUGUGCAUCACUACAAGGUAUUUUGGAGCUGGACAGUCAGCACCAAGUCACUUGUCCCAACAAAAAAGAAGCGGAGAAAGACUACGGAUGGGUCCCAGAAUUCGGCGAUCCUGGACAGACUGCAGCCAGACAGUGGCUACACCGUGGAGCUGCAGGCCAUCGCGUACUGGGGGCAGACGCGCCUGAAAGGAGCGAAGGCGUCCCUGCACUUCACGCCCGCACGCUCUGCCAGCCACAAAGAGCAAGUUGGGAAACCCAGGAAGAGUGUGGUGCACAUACAGCCAUCUUUCCAAAGACGACGGCCCGCUCGCCUCCUGGAAAUCGGAGCUCCCUUCUAUCAAGACAACCAGCUGCAGGUGAAGGUCUACUGGAAAAAGACUGAAGAUCUCAGCGUCGACCGAUACCACGUGCAGUGGCUCCCGGAGGUCUGUGCCCACAACCGCAGCGCCGGAGCAGAGACCUCUUCUGGCAUCACCCAGGAAAAUUAUAUCAUUCUUCAGGAUCUGUCGUUUUCCUGCAAAUAUAAGGUGACGGUGCAGCCGAUUCGGCCCAAGGGCCGCUUGAAGGCAGAAACCGUUUUCUUCACGACUCCGCCGUGCUCUGCCCUGAAGGGGAAAAGCCACCGGCACAUGAGCUGUCCCGGCGAAGCAGGUCACGUGCCUGCCAAGGUGCUCGCCAAGCCCGAGAACCUUUCUGCCUCGUUUGUCGUCCAAGAUGUUAACAUCACGGGCCACUUUUCUUGGAAGAUGGCCAAGGCCAAUCUCUAUCAGCCCAUGACUGGCUUUCAGGUGACCUGGGCCGAGGUCACGACGGAGAGCAGACAGAACAGCUUGCCCAACAGCAUCAUCUCACAGUCGCAGAUACUGCCUUCCGAUCAUUACGUCCUAACAGUGCCCAAUCUGAGGCCAUCUACGCUGUACCGACUGGAAGUGCAGGUGCUGACCGCGGGAGGGGAAGGGCCGGCCACCAUCAAAACUUUCCGGACGCCCGACCUCACACUGCCCUCGGUGCACAGACCCCACCUCAAACAUCGGCAUCCUCAUCAUUACAAGGCUUCCCCAGAAAGAUACUAGACGGCUCCAGACAACGUCCAAGAAGUGAAGGAAUGUGCCGGCGUGCUGAGCUGCCAGGCCGGCACGUGUGGUUCUACAGGCAGGCGCCCCAUACAACUCCCUGCCCCCGUAACUCUGCGUCCGAGGAACCUCUGCUGAUCUCGGGCACCUCUGGAAACUAGCGACACACAGCCAGUGGGGACGGACCCAGCUUCCUGCGGGGACGGAGGAAAGGAAGGUGAGGCCCGUGACACUGGACGCCAAAAUAUCCACAUACGAAUCCCCAUCGAAUGACUGCAGAAGUGAGAUCUCCCUGCAUUUGGAGGAGCACAUUCUCAACACAGUCCACACACGCACACGAAGCAUAACGCUAAACCAACAACACGUUUUUAGAUUCAACGAUGGCUUUGAUUUGCAGGGUCAACUGAGAUGAUGCAGUUUUUAGGCCCUAUUUAUUCCGAUCUUUCCUAAGAUGAUUUAUACCACGUGUAGUUUUUAACUGACAAAGGUUAAUCUCAAAUACAGCAAUUAAUUUAAAUCUCCGCUUGUCCCUAAGCUACGUUCACACAAAGGCGAAUGAGCAUCGCGUCUGUCAACGGCGGUUUUCAAAAGACAUCCAAAACAGGAAAGAUUCAGCCCGUCACGCUGCUAUCCAGAGUCUGCCUUGGAGAAAUGAAACUUCUUUCCGGGGGAUACUUUUUAACAUUUCAUCCUGCAAAAUGAGACAUUUCCCUGACGUGUUUUCUUACUUACGUUUUCCUUGUUUUCUUAAUGCAGAAAAGAGCUGCUGAUAGGCUUUGUUUUACCACUUCACGAACUUAAAAAUUUACAAAACCUCUUGCUUAAAAUGAAAGGAUCCCAACUACUGGGUAUCUUCCAGUCCUUACUAAGUUUUGCCUUUCCUUAAUCAAAGUAAGCUACUUGUAUGCUAGAAUAUUCCCUAUUCUCGGUCAUGUAGGAAACACGAGGCCAUGAUUGACAGAGGACGGCUAUUUAGUCUUUCAAAUCCAUUCUGUCGUACUGUUUGCCUCCAAACUACCCCUCUGUGGCAUGGACUCGGGUCAAGACAUAUCAACCAUAUGUGAUGUUGAAGUGCACCUUGGGGCAGCCUUACACCCAGAAGCGUUUAGUCGGAUAAAGUUUGCUCUUGAGGGAAUAUCCAUAUUUAUGGUUUGAAACGCACAGAUAUGUGUACUUGUUUGUGUGUGUGU
Molecule: messenger RNA, 3696 nt
Organism: Acinonyx jubatus (cheetah)
Lineage: Eukaryota; Metazoa; Chordata; Mammalia; Carnivora; Felidae
Gene: ANOS1
Product: anosmin 1
Exons: 13
Coding region: 713-2506 (597 amino acids)
Biological process (GO): neuron differentiation
Cellular component (GO): extracellular region; cell surface
Molecular function (GO): protein binding; peptidase inhibitor activity
Source: RefSeq, a predicted model, not a curated record